UGACAGUGCUGUGAAGCGUCCUGAGAGCCGCAAGAGAUCCUGUGAUCCCGUCAAAGGCCGUCAUCGCCCGUUCCGGCGGACAGACGAGGGAGGCUGAUAAAUAGGGAGACCGGGAGCAGGGAGACGACCCCGAAAGAGGCUGACAACAACAAGAGAGGACGAUCACAGAGCGUCGCCGGUUGAAAAUGGAUCUGAGCUUGCUUCAAGCUCUGGAGAGAGAGAACAUCUUGGAGGUGCUCAGGAGAGAUAAACUCCUGCGAACCUUAGACGAAGAGAGAAUAAGGAGGAUGAAGUUCGAACUCCAGGAGAUCAGGAGGAAGGGCGCUAAGAGUUUUGCCAAGCAGUAUGGCGAGCGGACCUGCGCCCGCUGCCAGAGGCCGCUGGGGAGGUUGUGGAAUUCGGGCGACGUGUGUCGAGGCUGCAGCCACCGGAUCUGCAGCAAGUGUCGGGUGGCUGCAACCGGCGUGGACUGGAAGUGCACCGUAUGUCACGCCUACAGGGAAGUUAAGAUCAGAUCUGGAGAAUGGUUCUUGGAGGAAAGGGCAAAGAAAUUUCCUCCUAACACAGAAAGACAAGGGCCCGUCGGGGAGAAGUUACUGAAGUCCUACCAGAUGCUCAGCCACAUAGCGGUGGUUCCCCCCACCCCUCCACCUUAUUUUGACUGCCCACCGUUGAGCCGAUCUGGGGAUCUUAAGAAUUCAAAGACUUUCGCCAAGUCUAUGGAGGAUCUGAUGGUUUCCUUCACCAGUCAUAUGAAAAAGAUUUCCAAGUCCCAGAGCGAUGUGCGAGGGGACCAGGCUUUCCUCCGAGUGGACGACAGAGAGUCGUACAGGAUCUCCAGCUGCCAGAAGAGCCUGUCUGACACGGACCUCAACAAAGCUAACCAUCUCUCCAAAGUUUCCAGCCUAACCAACCUGUUCAGAAGAAGCAAGGAGAGCGACCAAGAGGGCUCCUCCACGGGGGCUGAAGAGGAAGUGUCCCUCGGUUCGGAGUACUCUGGAGGGAGGAGAGGCAGCAGCAGCAGUGCCAGCACAGACUGUGGCUUCUUCGAGAGCAACGGCACCACGGGGGAGCUGGAGAUGGCCCUGGCCUACAACCCCACCACCUCCUGUCUCGAGGUCACAGUCGCCGCUUGCCGAAACAUCGCCUACGGAGACGCCAAAAGGAAGAAGUGUCACCCAUACGUCAGGGUGUACCUGCUGCCGGAGAAGACCCAAAGCAGUAAACUGAAGACGUCCGUCAAGAGGAACACAACCAACCCGGUGUACAAUGAAGUUUUACAGCAUCCCAUAGAGCGCCCCCAGCUGGGUGGCAGGACGCUGCAGGCCUCCGUGUGGCACAGCGGCACUCUGAAAAGGAAAGUGUUCCUGGGCGAGGUCCGCGUCUCGCUGGAGUCCUGGAGGUUCGAUGAAAAGGCCUCGCAGGGCCCUGCCUGGUACCCUUUAUGUCCCAAGCAGCAGGAGACUCCAGAAGGGGGCGCUGUGGAGCAGCAGGAUAGAGGAGACGUGAUGCUGCAGCUCAGGUUCAGCCCAUUUGCCCCGACUUGCUCCUCUGCAUCGUAUCAGGGGACGGACAAGCUAACUGUCCUUAUCAAGGGAGCCAAACGCCUCGCCGUUAAAGCAAACAGUCGGCAGAAUGCCUACGUGAGAGGGUGCCUGACUCUCCCCGGAGGCCGAGCGCUCGGCCAAACCACGGCGGCUCAGCUGGUGACACCCAAUUGCGGCUGGCCUCACCAGCUGGUGUUCGACGGCGUCUCCUCCUCGGAGCUGCGGCGCGGCUCCCUGACGCUGGAGGUGUGGGAGCGCAGCUCCGCCGGCCUCUCGGACCGGCCCCUCGGAGGGGCUCGAGUGAAUCCAGGGUCGCCAUGGAAACCGGUGCUACAGAUGCCCAACAAGUGGCACGACUUACGCCUGCCGCUUGUUGCCAACGUCAACACCGGAACCAUGACGACGGCAAGCAGCAGAACCCCGGGGGACGCCACGUCUCUCCACGGACACGAGACUCAGCACUUUAGCACGCUCCGUUCUGCGCCGACCACCGGGCUCUCGCUCGGCUCCUCCACCCCCUCUCGCAGUCUCACCCGGUUAUGAAAUGGAGAUCUAAUAAAAACCCGCAUGUCAAAAAAAAAUAACGGCUCCGGCUCGUCUGUCUGACGUUUUUUCCUACCCGAGAUCGUGACGCACAAAUCAAAAGAGGACGCCCAGCAGUGUGUAAUCAGAGGAGAUUUUUUUAUUGCCAAUAUGUCGAACACCUCAUUAUAAAAUCCUGUUCAAAUACAAAGGCCAGCAAAGCUGUGUCUCCAUUACAGUGUCAGUAAAUGCUACUCUAGUCCACAUCCACAGAGAGAGAGAGAGAGAGAGAGAGAGAGAGAGAGAGAGAGAGAGAGAGAGAGAGAGAGAGAGAGAGAGAGAGAGAGAGAGAGAGAGAGAGAGAGAGAGAGAGAGAGAGAGAGAGGGAGGGA
This is a messenger RNA of Lampris incognitus (smalleye Pacific opah), 2461 nucleotides long. It is a transcript of the gene sytl3, whose product is annotated as synaptotagmin-like 3. Gene Ontology annotation, biological process: intracellular protein transport; exocytosis. The coding region runs from base 186 to 2090 and encodes 634 amino acids. Gene Ontology annotation, molecular function: neurexin family protein binding; small GTPase binding. Gene Ontology annotation, cellular component: exocytic vesicle; plasma membrane. The record is from RefSeq and is a predicted model, not a curated record. Lineage: Eukaryota; Metazoa; Chordata; Actinopteri; Lampriformes; Lampridae. The transcript is spliced from 16 exons.